This is a messenger RNA of Gaeumannomyces tritici R3-111a-1, 1227 nucleotides long. RefSeq lists its product as hypothetical. Gene Ontology annotation, cellular component: fungal-type vacuole membrane. Bases 1 to 1227 code for a protein of 408 amino acids. NCBI's taxonomy places the organism in Eukaryota, Fungi, Ascomycota, Sordariomycetes, Magnaporthales, Magnaporthaceae. The transcript has 6 exons. The record is from RefSeq and is a predicted model, not a curated record.
AUGAAUGCGUAUAGCCAUGACCCCAGCCCCCUCGAAAACCAUGCUACAGCUACAGGCUACAAGCUGUCGGCGGUUAGGAAUUUGUUCCUUGAGUUGACGGUUUACGGAGCGCCCGACUGUUACUACGACGUCUCGGGCACCCUUCCUACAGCUCUCAUGCAGGACCAGGCCUCGGGCAGGCAAAAUAUCCCAUCUACUUGCAGAUCCUGGACGCCGUGGCCGCCGCGGGCGUCAGCGUGGACGCCUCGGGCACCGGUGAUCAUCCAAAGGGAGUCGUUUUUACGCGCGCUUCUCGUGCCGAGGACAAACCUUAGAAAGUGGGCCAAGAAGGCCAAAAAGCCCGGAGCGGGGCUGCCGCCAGUAUCUGAGGCCGCCGCGGAAGCAGCCGCAGCACCCGGAGUCGACGACAUUCGGAACAGGGGCCUGAAGGCUUGGCUGCAGACAUACUAUGAGGCCAACCUCCUCAGGGACUCGACGCCGGCCGUCAUCUCCUGGAUAGGGUCGAUCCAGGGGGCCUUGCUGCUGGGCGGCGGCGGCCUGGCCGGCCCGCUCUUCAACGCCGGCUACUUCCGCGCGCUGAUCUCGACAGGGACGCCGGCUGCUGGGCUUCAUCUCGUUGGCGACGUGCUCCGUCGCCGUGGAGGCGAUACGCACGCGGGUCAAGCCGCGGCGGAUGCAGUCGCUCUUCGACCCAAAGCUUCGUUCUCUUCGUGCCGGUCUUCGUACGCGCUGGGCCACGGCAUGGCGCACACGCGUGACCUGGCGCUCAACCUCAUCGCCAUCCUCAACGGCGCGUCGGUGCUGGGCCGGCUCGCGCCGUCGCUGGUGACGCCGCGGAUCGGCCCCCUCAACACCAUGACCGGGGUGGCGGCCAUGGCGGGCGCGGUCGCGUUCGGCCGGACAGGGGUCAAGGGCGUGGCGGGAAACGUCGCGUUUGCGAUCCUGUAUGGCUUUUCGAGCGGCGGUAUCGUGCCGUUGCCGGCCGUGGUGUCGACGCCCAUCACCGAGGACAUGUCCUUUUUCGGGGCCAGGAUGGGCACGUCAUCCCUCUUCAACGCGGCAGGAUCGCUGUGCGGGCCGCCCAUCGCUGGCGCCAUCCUAAGGGCGCAGGACAGCGAGUACCUAGGCCUGCAGCUGUUCGCGGCAGUCGCCAUCAGCAGGACAUUUCUCUGCUUGUGGGGUGUCCGUGUGGCAAGGAUAGGGCCGGGCCUGGUAUUUAAGGUGUAA